UAAGUCAUAUUUAACAUUAAAAAAGGUGGCCUGAUUGUGUAAUUUGUAGCCUUAGGCCAGAGCCAGACUUGGUGGUCAACCCAGUAGCUGAGAAGAAAAUGAGCAUCAAAGCAUUAUAUAUAGCUUUGUUCGAGAAAAGAAAAAGGUGGGAGGGCUAAAAAAAGGGUCCUGGAAAAGAGAGUGCAUUCACCUUUGCUGCAGUCGUGGUCCUUGGUACCCGCUUGUUACUUUGUUUAGUGAGAAAAGCAGUCGAUUCAACUAAUCAACCGUAAACAGAAAGAGGAACAGAAUGGGAAGAGAAGACGAAGAAGAAGAAGAAGAAGAAGAAGAAGAAUACCAACAAGAAAGGGAAACUGAUGAUGAUGAUGAUGAAUCUUCAGCUUCAGAGGAAGAGGAAGAAUCAGAAUCGGAAGAGAAAUGGAGAAAGCACUACUCAUCCAGGCAUAGGAUAUUGUUGGUCGGAGAAGGAGACUUCUCCUUCUCUGUGUCUUUAGCCACACACUUCGGAUCAGCGCGCAACAUGGUCGCCACCUCUCUCGAUUCCCAGGAGAAGAUAUGUAGCAAGUACAGUAACGCAAUAGCGAAUGUGAGGGAGCUUGAAGAAAGGGGAUGCUUAGUGCUCUACGGAGUUGACGCCAAGACCAUGAGUCAACACUACUUCCUCAGCACUCAGAGGUUCGACAGAAUUGUCUACAACUUCCCUCAUGUCGGCUUUCUCUUCCGGGAGGAUAGCUACUGCCAGAUCCAGUUGAACAAGAGAUUGGUCAAGGGUUUUCUCAGGAAUGCUAAACUUCUUUUGAAAAAAGAGGGAGGGCAGAUUCAUAUCUCUCACAAAGAAGGCCAUCCUUACAACAAAUGGGAUUUAGUGAAGAAAGCACACAAGAUUGGAGGACUCGUUCUGACCCAAUCUGUGCCCUUCUGCAAGGAUGACUAUCCUGGAUAUGACAACAAGAGAGCCCAUGGUACCCUUUCCGAUGCCUCUUUCCACCUUGGGGAUUGCACUACUUACAUGUUUAGCCUUGCUUAGUCUUUGUUUCCAUCACAUACUCUGUUAUAUAUUUGCCUAGCACUCUUUCAAAUCAACAAUCGUUUUUAGAGAUCGAAGACAAGGCUGCUUGAGGCAUCAAGAGGAUUCAACAUGUAAUGUAAUAUAUGUAGAAACGCAGAAUCAUCAACUACUUUGUUUUGACCACAUGUAGAUGGUCGAACGUGCUCUCUCUUAUUACUUGUCAAGAGUCGACUGAAUGUAUGCUUUGCUUGCUCAAUUAUCAAUACUAUGCAUAGUUGUUGCUACCUUCAUUGCUUAGGGUCAGUAAAAAUGGUGAUGUAAUUAUUCAGCCGCUGAAUACUUUGUUUUCCUUCCCUUUUCACCUUGAUCUGCUUCCACUGCUCAGGGCAAGUUUCAACAGAAACCAGUCUCCACCAACACUCUUCAUAGACAUAGCAGCAAAAGACAUAUUUUGUGUGUUGGCUUUAGUCCCCAAAGUGCUGGACGGAUUGUACUGGAAUAUUAGCUUGCCGAGAGGAUGUAUAAGAGACCUGGUAAUUGAAUAUUAGCUUGCUGAGUGAAUAUAUAAUUUAAGUCCUGGAUGAUCUGUUGAUUUUU
Messenger RNA from Rosa chinensis, 1606 nucleotides. RefSeq lists its product as uncharacterized. Lineage: Eukaryota; Viridiplantae; Streptophyta; Magnoliopsida; Rosales; Rosaceae. Gene Ontology annotation, biological process: rRNA base methylation. Gene Ontology annotation, molecular function: rRNA (uridine-N3-)-methyltransferase activity. The transcript is spliced from 3 exons. The record is from RefSeq and is a predicted model, not a curated record. Bases 290 to 1027 code for a protein of 245 amino acids. Gene Ontology annotation, cellular component: cytoplasm.